Messenger RNA from Drosophila erecta, 1357 nucleotides. RefSeq names its product peroxisome biogenesis factor 10 (gene Pex10). Gene Ontology annotation, molecular function: zinc ion binding. Gene Ontology annotation, cellular component: peroxisomal membrane. The record is from RefSeq and is a predicted model, not a curated record. The transcript has 2 exons. Gene Ontology annotation, biological process: protein import into peroxisome matrix. The coding region runs from base 193 to 1092 and encodes 299 amino acids. NCBI's taxonomy places the organism in Eukaryota, Metazoa, Arthropoda, Insecta, Diptera, Drosophilidae.
AUUUAUUUAAUUUAAUAUUUUUUAUAAUACGUUUGAAGUGGCCAAAGCUUUACUCCUGUGUUGCAAAGUGCAUUACUGUUUUUCCCAGAAAGUGUCAUCUCAAUUAGGCAGCUGAUUUUGUUAUCUGGGCCGCACUUUGAUCGGCCUUUGAAUUAGAUAUGUUAAAGUCAACAUUGCAGUAGCCCCAUCAAUAUGGACUUUCGCAACGCCCGUGCCCGGCAGCCGGAGAUCGUGAGAUCCGUGCAGAAGGACGCACGGUACACCAACGAGCUGGCCGAAGACUUGUCCGACGUUUUGCGCCUCACCGGUCCCCGGAACUGGAUAAAGUACAACCAAAUGUGCAGGCUGCUGGCGGAACUCAGUUACCACGGAUUCGCUUCGGCCAAUAACCUCCAGACACUCGGCGAGGAGUACACGGGGAUAAUACAGGUGGACGGCAACUACAAGCAAAUUCCCAGCAGAUUGUUACAACUGAUUGCCAUUGUCCUGGAGUUUGGUGGCGACUCCCUAUUCCAACGAUUGAUGCAAAAACUGGAUACCUAUGUGGCCAACAAUGAAGAGAUUCGAUCCGAGGUCAAGCCGCAGUUAAAGAAGAUUAUUCAGAGGCUUAAGCAAUCUCCCAGCUACGUAAAAGCCCUGCACAAGUCUCUUUUCUACUUGGACGCCAGCAAGUACCAACUGUCCAAGCGCACCACGGGCAUCAACUACGUACUAAUCCGCCACUGGCUGCAGCCAGAAUUCUCCCUGUACGGCUACAAAAUCCUGGGCGUAAUCACUUUCCUGCAGGUCACCGUUUCCCUAGCCAUUAGUGGUUGGGACGCCUGGCGAGAGCACCAGCGCCAGCAGCUAGAAUCGAUAAAGCAGGCUGGAAAGAAGUUCCUGCAACGAGGUUCGAGCGUGAAAGACGUAGAUCCUAACACCCCACCGUGCAUUCUUUGCCUGGAGCCACGUUCAAACAGCAGUUUGACUCCAUGCGGCCACAUCUUCUGCUGGAGCUGCCUGCUCGAGUGGCUGGAGGAGCGAGAUGAGUGCCCCUUGUGUAGGGAGUCGCUCAAAAAGUCACAAGUGAUAUUACUACAGAACUAUGCCUAAGAUUGGAUUAAGAUUUUGCUCCUGACCUUUUAUAUUCAUGUUUUAGAAAGUAUUUUUGAGUCUAUGUAGAACAGUGAAUUUCGUGAAUUUCGUGAAUAUAUUGAAAUAUGUAUAUCGAAAAGAGAUUCUUUAGUUAUACAAUUUUUAUACAUUUAUUCAAAUAUCAUUACAAUUUAUACUUGUUGUGAACAGGGAACCUACGUUUAGGUAAAAUUUAGGUUUUAUUUUUGUAAUGUCAAAAAAAUACAUAAAUCAUCAACUUAAA